CGGCCACUCGUUGAAUGGGAGGGGUUAUGCGGUGACUUCCCCUGGGCUUUAGUUUCUCCGCCCUCCGUAAAGGAAAAUGGCGGACGAAAAGCAGACAGACGAUCAGCUCGUAAAUGACGGAGGACCUGAAGAGAAGGAAGACAAAGAUGUGAAAACUAAGACACUCUCUUCCAGCAAUGGAGGAGAGUGCGCAGGCCGAAGCGCGGACAAGCGUUCGGCGGAUGAGGAAGCAGGAGAUUCCAAUGCUCAGCCAGCUCCACCGAAAGUCUGCAAAACUGGAUUUGCCGUUAAAAUUUCUGCAUCAAAGAAGCCCGCUCCAAUCUCCAUCAAGCUAGGAGCUAAUAAACCUAAAGAGACUGUUCCAAAUUUGCCUGUAAAGAAGCCAAUGUUAGCAGCUGUGUUUAAUGAUGAUGAUGAUAGUGAACCAGAAGAAAUGCCACCAGAAGCAAAAAUGAGAAUGAAAAAUAUUGGCAGAGAUACUCCUACAUCUGCUGGACCCAACUCAUUUAACAAGGGGAAGCAUGGAUUUUCAGAUCACCAAAAGUUAUGGGAAAGAAAACUUAAAAAACAGAUGGAUAAAGUGCCCCAAGAAUAAGAGAAGCAUCACACUGGAGGACAUUUUGGAUUGGAUACCGUCUCCCUGCCUCCAUGACCCACCCAUAGUCACAUUUAAAAUGCAAAUUUGAUUAAUUGAAAUUAUGUAAAUACAUAAAGACUUUAUUAUUACCUAGUUUCUUGUUGGAUGCUGUUGAUACAUCAUAUGGAUAAUAUUUCAGUUGCAACUCACAAGGCUUAGAUUUUACAUUGAAUGGUUAUGAUUUAUAGACACACUCAUCUGCAAUUGUCCAUGCUACCAAGUUCCAUAAAUGCAGUAA
Molecule: messenger RNA, 875 nt
Organism: Erpetoichthys calabaricus (reedfish)
Lineage: Eukaryota; Metazoa; Chordata; Cladistia; Polypteriformes; Polypteridae
Product: PEST proteolytic signal-containing nuclear protein-like
Exons: 5
Coding region: 77-595 (172 amino acids)
Biological process (GO): proteasome-mediated ubiquitin-dependent protein catabolic process; protein ubiquitination
Cellular component (GO): nucleus
Source: RefSeq, a predicted model, not a curated record